AAAUGCAAUGUGCACUCACGUUAGCAUAAUAAGCCUGUUGCGUUUAGGUCCCGUGACAAAUUUCAUCGGAACUUUCUACACCCAGGAUGUUUCCUGCUUCUAUUUGCUGGGCGUACAGGUAGCACAACAUCCCCAACGCACAUUCAUUGUUUCGGGGUUUUUAUCCCAGUCAAAUGUUGGCUUAACUGACGGUUGGAAUCGUCGCAUUUCUUCAUUGGAAAGAGCACAGCAUGAAAACAACGGAAAGCAGGAUGAGGGUGUCGCAUCCUUAAAGAGGAACCAUUAGUUUCCCGCCAAGCGUGUUUUGAAGGAUGGAGGAGCAGAACAGUUUGCCGAACGUCAGCAUACCCUGCCACAACGAGCAGCGGGACAAGAAAAAGCGUUACACGGUUUAUAAAGUCAUCGUCAACGUGGGACAGCAGGAGUGGUUUGUGUUUAGACGCUACGCAGAGUUUGAUAAACUUUACAACACAUUGAAGAAACAAUUUCCUUCAUUAAACUUGAAGAUUCCUGCCAAGAGGAUAUUUGGGGAUAACUUUGAACCCGAGUUCAUCAAGCAAAGAAGAGCGGGCCUGCAUGAAUUCAUUAAGGGAAUUGUCUCUCUUCCGCAGUUCUGCGACCACCCUGAUGUGAGGAGUUUUCUCCUCAUGGACAAAAUGGAAAACUUGCAAAACUCGGACGCGUCUGAAGAUGAAGACGACAAAAAUAACUCCUCUUCCAGAAACAUUAACCUGGGACCCUCCGGAAACCCGCACGCCAAGCCAACAGACUUUGACUUCUUAAAAGUCAUAGGAAAAGGCAGUUUUGGGAAGGUGUUCCUUGCCAAAAGGAAACUGGACGCUAAGUAUUAUGCAAUAAAAGUGCUGCAGAAAAAGGUGAUUCUCAACAGAAAAGAGCAAAAACACAUCAUGGCCGAGCGCAACGUGCUGCUGAAGAACGUCAAACAUCCCUUCCUGGUGGGACUCCACUACUCCUUCCAGACCACAGACAAGUUGUAUUUUGUCUUGGACUUUGUCAACGGAGGAGAACUGUUUUUCCACCUACAAAAGGAGCGGACCUUUCUAGAACCCAGAGCCAAGUUCUACAUCGCUGAAAUGGCGAGUGCACUUGGAUAUCUUCACUCCCUCAACAUUGUUUAUAGAGACUUAAAGCCGGAAAAUAUCCUCCUUGAUCAUGAAGGUCACAUCGUUUUGACCGACUUCGGCUUGUGCAAGGAAGGUAUUUCCCAGACGGACACGACCAGUACAUUUUGUGGCACACCAGAGUACUUAGCUCCAGAGGUGCUCCGGAAGCAGCCGUACGAUAACACCGUGGACUGGUGGUGUCUGGGUUCUGUGCUCUAUGAGAUGCUUUUUGGCUUGCCGCCGUUUUACAGCAGGGACACGCACGAGAUGUACGACAACAUUCUUCACAAGCCACUGGUGAUGCGAGCCGGCGCGUCCAACACGGCCUGGUCUCUCCUGCAAGGCCUGCUGGAGAAAGAAGGAGCACUCAGGCUGGGAGCCAGGGAUGACUUUAAUGAGAUCAAAACACACCACUUCUUCUCAUCCAUCAACUGGAAUGAUCUUGAACAGAAGAAGAUUGCACCUCCAUUUACACCUAAUGUGAGCUCUUACUCUGAUAUCUCAAACUUUGACCCGGAGUUCACAGAGGAGAUGGUCCCUAACUCUGUGUGUUGGACCCAAGAACAUUCCAUCAUCAACGCCAGUGUGAUGGAGGCCGACGACGCCUUUGUGGGCUUCUCUUACGCCCCGCCUUCUGAUGACUCUUUCCUAUAAUAAAUUCCCGACAGGGCCUCCAAUCGCCUUUGCCGACCAUCCAUCAUGAUAUGACCUAAAGGGAAGAAAACAACAUUACGCCAAAGCAGCUCAGAUGAAACCGCACUUAAAAUGGAUUUUUAUUGGGAACAAAGAUGUUUUUUACUAAUUUGUAUUUAUAUAAAUAUAUAUAUAUAUAUAUAUAUGAAAGAUUAUAUAUUAAGAAAUAAGGACAGAUAUUCAAGAUAAAUAUAAUUCCUAAAAUGUGCCUUCCAAAAAAUAUAUACAUACAUUACCAAGUCACUGGGCAUUAAAGGACACAAUUGGACUGCCAGAUGUGUGUCCCUGUGACAUAUAAUUCAUGUUAUAGCCGUGUAAUUUCUAUGAAACCUUCAUAUCCCUGACAAAGAAGACUGGAUUAUUUGAGAGAGCACCGAAUAUAGCAUUUCUGUGUAUAGGUCACAUAUUAUUUUUUAUUUUUUUCCUCAGUACAUUUUUUGUUGGUUGUCAGAAAUUUGACAUCACCCUGGAAAUUAAGUAGGUUUAUGCACCUGCUCAGAAAUAAAGAAAUGAAUCAUA
Molecule: messenger RNA, 2336 nt
Organism: Entelurus aequoreus (snake pipefish)
Lineage: Eukaryota; Metazoa; Chordata; Actinopteri; Syngnathiformes; Syngnathidae
Gene: sgk3
Product: serum/glucocorticoid regulated kinase family member 3
Exons: 17
Coding region: 312-1778 (488 amino acids)
Biological process (GO): protein phosphorylation
Molecular function (GO): phosphatidylinositol binding; ATP binding; protein serine/threonine kinase activity
Source: RefSeq, a predicted model, not a curated record